AUGUUGCGUCAAUCUCGUCCUCGUUCAAGAAACCCUGUACGAUCACGGUCGCGGUCGCAUCCGCGAUCACGCUCGCGUUCUAAUCUUCGAAAACGACGUACCAGACGUAGAACUUAUACCCCGUCUAAAUCACCGACUACUAGCCGUGAUAGCAUCUUUAAUAAAACUUUAAAUUCGAUUCUUUCACGCUUAAAUACCCUCGAAAGUAAAUCGACAACUACCCCCCAUUUGAAUGUAUCUGGUAACGUUUCUACAUCGCCGGUAGAAGUAUCGAAUCCAGAUUGUAAUCAAAAUAUUGUAGAUGUUCUUAGUAAUAUUAUUACACCACGAAAUUAUUACGUGUCGAAUUUUGAUCCAGUUUUACAUGAUAUUAAUGCGUGGUUUGAAGAAGUAGAUCGAGCGAGAGUGAUCAAUCGUUGGGAUGAUAUGGAGUGUUUAUGUACGAGUGAUGAUAGAGAUGAUAGAGCGAUGAUACGAGUGGCUGGUUUUCUGAAAGCAGUAAUUCAGGGAGUUGCAAUAGAUGUUCUUAUUGAUAGUGGAGCUUUGGAAGUUUCCUUAAUCUCAUCCAACGUACUUAAAUAUUUGUCGUGUCAACCUAAACCUACUCAUGUGGCAAUUAAAGGCAUUAGUGAUCGAGAAAUAAUUAUUAAGCAAUAUGUCACACUUAAUAUAGAGUUUCGUAAUAUUACUGUUGAAGUAGACCUUUUAGUUAUCCCAUCUUCGUACAUGACCGCAUCUAUAAUAAUUGGCACUGAUGUGUUAAAUAGGGACGGUAUUGUCUUUGUGAGGACUAAAGAUCAACAAUAUUUAACACAUUCUUCUACUUGUUCAAAAAUAUGUUCUGUAGUAAAAGCGAAUACACAUACCGAAUUUAGCACACCCUUAGUAGGAGAAAAAUUAGAGAUAUUGAAAAAAGUAAUUAACGAGUUUUCUGAUCAUUUUAUUUCCGAGUGUGGUGAUGAUCUUGACCAAGAAGCAGGUCCUUCACAUGCUGCCAAAGAUGCGCACGAGGACGGCGCCACCUCAGGAAGGCCGUGU
Molecule: messenger RNA, 1038 nt
Organism: Brenthis ino (lesser marbled fritillary)
Lineage: Eukaryota; Metazoa; Arthropoda; Insecta; Lepidoptera; Nymphalidae
Source: the annotation of a GenBank genome assembly